UCGGCGCCGCGCCGCGCCACGGAGGGUGUCACGAGACCGCCUGGCGCGCACAGGCGCAGCCCCCCGUGUCGUCUUCCUCCCUGGUUCCUUCUUGUCACCGGGACGGGCGAACCUCUUUCCCGCGCGUCUGCACAUGCCAUUUUCAGCUUCCAUCAUCACCAUCACUACUAUUCACUACUUGGCCUAGUAGCGACCGAGCAGUGCCCACUCCGUUGCUGCCUGCCUGCCUGUCCGUCCUAGCUAGCAUCCUACGCUCGCGUGUAGAGAGGGUGAACUGGCGAAGGGCUGAGCAGAGAGAUGGAGGUAGCAGAGGCCGGCGUCGACGGCGUGGCGGGGAGGCGGCAGCAGGAGGAGGCGUCCGGCGCGGCGCCGUUCGGCAGGUCCUCGUCGCUCAUCGGCGCCGCGGGAUUCGACGGCGCGCUGAGAGAGCUCAAGGACCUUCGCUCCCAGCUGCACCAGACGGCGGACUGCUGCGAGAAGGCGUUCCUCGACACCGAGAAGAAGAAGCUAAUUCUGGAGAGCACGAAAGGUUACAUCUGCGACGCGAUUGUAGCGGUGAUUGAUCAUUUGGGGACCGUCUCAUCCAAGCUCGAGCAACAGCUGCAGGAGAAGAUUGAGAUCACACAAACAGAGAAAAAGCUCAACUUCUUGAAGCAGAGGCUCCUGACAUGUGAACAGUAUGCAAUUACUCUCAAACUAUUGACCGUACGUGGGGACAAUGAUGCCAUUCAGUAUCAUCGCCGUUACCUCUCGCAAUCUACUGGAGGAACCAAAGAGGAAAAUGGUGCUAACUCCAGGAAAGAUGAUGUAAAAUUUGUGGAGUACAACAGCCCAACCAUACCUGGAGCAAUUCUUACUUUCAAGCCAUAUGAUAUUCAGUCAACCAUUGGGAGAGAACGUUCGGUGGCAACUACAGACUCUGAAAGCCCAACAACGGAUGCAAAGAGUUCAUUCUCUUUCAGAGCAGAGGACGUUCCCAUUGUUCUAGCUGAACACAGGAAGAAGGCAAAUCAUGGCAGCAAUAUCUUGUCAUUUAUCAGGAAAGGUAGACGGCAUGCGUAAGAGCCAAAAGCGCCACCGGAAUAGCUCGAGACUGGAUAUAUGCACGCAUACUUUAAUGAAUUCAGUAUUGAUUGGCAACAAUGUACAACCUAAUAUCACUGAAUCCCCAAUUUCUGUCAAACCAGUGUCCAUUGACCAUCAUGUAUGUUUAGCUUUGCAUUUGUGCCAGCAGUAAAUUCGGCCCGAUCAUCCUGAACAUGUAACAAACUUGAAGGAUCGAGCAGUAAUAUCUGCUUGGAAAGCUAGUUUUUCUUCCCCUCUACAAACUCUCAAUAUCAUGUAACAAACUUUAAUCUGUCUCCUUAUUAUCAAUGACAAAGAUUCAGGUGAGGAAUCUCUCCCC
Oryza sativa Japonica Group (Japanese rice) is the source of this 1405-nucleotide messenger RNA. The record is from RefSeq and is a predicted model, not a curated record. Lineage: Eukaryota; Viridiplantae; Streptophyta; Magnoliopsida; Poales; Poaceae.